Strongylus vulgaris is the source of this 717-nucleotide messenger RNA. NCBI's taxonomy places the organism in Eukaryota, Metazoa, Nematoda, Chromadorea, Rhabditida, Strongylidae. The record is from the annotation of a GenBank genome assembly.
AUGCCUCUUGAUCCCGAUAUACCUUUAGUUCCGGAAGAUCAUAAUAAUAUGGACGAGGCAGAACUAAAAACUUUUGCAAUGCUUGCAACAUUGGUGAAUAAUAAGAAGAAAUGUCAAUUCUACACUAAUCAACUUGGCUUGUGCCUAAAACGAGUGGAUGAGAUAAAGGAAGCUCAUCGCGCAGCUCUGCAGCAAAACGACACUUUACCAGAGUUACCAAAGUUGCUACAAGAGGACAUAGCAAAGUUUUGUGCAAAACUGCAGCCUUAUGCAUCUAUUCCUGUAGAUGUUUUCGCACAUUCCGACGAUUGCUGGUUGUCUGCAAUAGCUCCUGUGUUUGAGCGCAAAGUUAACUUCUAUCCACAGAAGCUGCCGGCGCCAGAGCUCAUGGAACUGUUUGGAGAAAGUCCUGUUACAAAAUCACUGAGCAUAGCCACAGGAAAAGAAGAUCUUUCUGAUCUCAACGCAGAUAAAGCUUUACUGACAGAAGAAGAGCAAGAGAAACUUGCCAAGGACAUAGACGGACUCUCAGAUGACUACAAAGUCAUGAUACUUGGCAUAAUUGCCGCAGAUGAAAACGUUGAAGUUCAUGCAGAUGAUGAAGACAUUUAUUUCGAUCUCACAAACGCGAAACCGUGCACAUUUCAUAGGUUGAAAGAAGCUAUUGCCACACUUCUGGAAGGAGAGCGUCUUCGUGGCAAGUUUGCUAAUGUUUGA